Molecule: messenger RNA, 1530 nt
Organism: Papaver somniferum (opium poppy)
Lineage: Eukaryota; Viridiplantae; Streptophyta; Magnoliopsida; Ranunculales; Papaveraceae
Exons: 1
Coding region: 1-1530 (509 amino acids)
Source: RefSeq, a predicted model, not a curated record
AUGUUUCCACAGCCUCUGGCUGGAGUAGAAAUAAAAUGGUUCAAUAAACUCCCUGCACAGUCUAUCGGUACUUACCAUGAAUUGGUUGGAGAAUUCUGCUCCCACUACAAGUACAACAGACGCGAUCGGAAGGGAUGCAACGAUUUGUUCCUUAUAAACAGGCGUACCAGUACGAUCAAACCGUCAUCGAAGGAUGAAAGCAUCAGACAGUUUACUCGAUGCUUCAAGCAAGAGUUAACAGAUGUAGAUGGUGCCAACGAUCAAACCGUCAUCGAAGCUUAUAAACAGGCGUACCAGUACGAUCAAAGAGGUAUAUACGGUUCCUUGGUCAGGAUACCACCAAAGACUCUGAAAGGACUGUAUGAUCGAGUGGAAGAAUACGCUCGAGUGGAAGAUGAUUCCAAAUCUCGAGAGACAAGAUAUGUUCACAGAUCAUCCAAUCAUCCCAACGAUGGGAGGAAAGACAAGUCGAAGAACCGUUCGAACGCCCAGCACAAUGAUCGAGGUGAAGUGCGGGAGAAAAACCAAAGUGAACGAAUGCAAGCUGGAUACCAGAAAUAUCAUGAUAUGAAGCUGACUCCAUUGAACAUACAACUUGCAGAGUUGUAUGAGAAAAUCAUCAAGGAUUUGAGCCCCCCUCGUCCUUUGCCAGCAGAAACACGUGAUAAACGUGAUAAGAGCAAAUACUGCAAGUUCCAUAAAGACCAUGGUCACAAGACCGAGAAUUGUCGCGCUUUACAGAUCGAGGUCCAGCGAAUGAUAGACGCUGGAAAGCUACAAGAGUACGUGAAAAAGGAUUUUGGGAAAGGUCCUGGACAGUUUGGCACAACACAUGUGACCAACGCUCAUGUGAUUAACGUCAGUCACGCAAGGAUCCACUCAAUGACCAGGCGGUCGUCGGAAGAUGAGACCAGGAGAAAGCUCAGGCAUCUAAAAGAAUGGUACUUGACAAAUCACAUCGAUUUUGUCAGCGGCAAUGGAGCAGAAAUUCAGAAGAUUGGGUUUACAAAGAUCUAUUUCUAUGCAGCAGACAUGAUAGGUGUAUAUGGUCCACACAAUGAUGUUACUGUUAUAACUGCUUGGAUUGGCAUGUUUCGUGUACACCGGAUUCUAGUGGAUACAGGAAGCUCAGUGAGCGUGCUGUUUUCAGGAGCUUAUUCCUCUAUGAAUCUUCCACACGACUUGAUCGAGGAGGAUGAAAAUCCAAUUAUCGGUUUCAGCGGCGAAGUUACAAAGGCGAUUGGAAAAGUGAAGAUACCUAUAACAGUGGAUGACAAGUAUGUUCUAGGAAAUUUCCUGCUGCUUGACUGUAGGGCUCCCUACAACGCGAUUGUAGGUCGAGACUGGAUACAUGAGAUCGGUGCAGUCACAUCAUCUUAUCAUCAAUGUCUGAAGUUUCUUACCCCUGAAGGAGUCGUGAAAGUUAGGAGUGACCAGAUGGCCGCCCACAAGUGUCACGAGAGUGCAAUAGAAGAGUACAAGAAGUCAGAAGUUACAGGGAAUGAAACCAUGCGAGUCGAGCAGAAAUAG